AUGCCUGUCGGUAACAACGACCAGAACUCCGGCGUCACCGGCGGCGCCAAGUUCGUCACCUCGGCCCUCGGUAAUACCGUCGGAGGCGUCACCAAGACCGUCGGCAACGUUACCGGCGCCGCGACCACCGGCCUCGGCGACACCAUUACCAACGCCACUGGCUCUGCCGGCCGCCCCGUCGGCGACGGCCUCACCAAUCUCGGCCAGGGCCUCGGCGGCGCCCUCAACCAGGUUGGCAAGGGCGUCGAGGACGCUGGCCAAUGGAAGAGGUCUUAA
Molecule: messenger RNA, 276 nt
Organism: Colletotrichum higginsianum IMI 349063
Lineage: Eukaryota; Fungi; Ascomycota; Sordariomycetes; Glomerellales; Glomerellaceae
Exons: 1
Coding region: 1-276 (91 amino acids)
Source: RefSeq, a predicted model, not a curated record